AGCUGAUAUGGAAGAAAAUAAUUUAGACAGUCCUGAGAAGAUAGAUGAAGGAUCCAAGCUAGGCAAUUAUAUUAUCAGUAAAACCAUCGGAGAGGGAACCUUCGGCAAAGUCCGCCUUGGUAUUCACACCCUUACUAACGAAAAAGUAGCUGUGAAAAUAUUAGAAAAAGAGAAGAUUAAGGAAAUCGCUGAUGUAGAAAGAGUAACUAGAGAGAUUUUUAUACUCAAAUUAAUCAGACAUCCUAAUAUUGUUCAACUGUAUGAGAUUAUUGAAACUCCUAAAAAUUUGUUUUUCAUCAUGGAGCAUUGUGCAAAAGGGGAAUUAUUCGAUUAUAUCGUGGCCCAAGGACGUCUCAAAGAGAAAGAAGCAUGUAAAUUCCUGCAACAGAUCCUCUCAGGUGUGGAAUAUAUUCAUAAGCUAAAUUUUGUCCAUCGAGAUUUGAAGCCAGAAAAUUUACUUCUUGAUGAAAACAUGAAUAUCAAAAUAGUUGAUUUUGGUUUAAGUAAUAUUUUCCAAGAUAAAGAAAUGCUAAAAACUGCUUGAGGGUCUCCUUGCUACGCUGCUCCAGAAAUGGUGGCUGGAAAGAAAUAUGCUCCCUCUUGAGUUGAUAUAUGGAGUUGAGGUAUAAUCCUGUAUGCAAUGAUCUGCGGAUAUCUUCCAUUCGAGGACCCAGAUACAUCUAAGCUCUAUCAAAAAAUCUUAUCAGGAGACUUUGAAGUUCCAGAAUUCAUGACUCCUCUUGUUGAAGACAUUCUUCACAAAAUUCUAAAUACAGAUCCCAAAGAAAGAUAUACAAUUGAUGAGAUCAGGAAGCACAAAUGGUUCCUGAAAUAUCAUUCCAAAGAACCACAAAAGACUGGAAUCUAUGUUGGAUACAACAAAGUCCCCAUCGAUAACGAAGUUAUCAGAAAGCUAGAAGACUUCAGUAUUAGUCCUGGUUAUGCCCAAAAACUUCUUGGUUGUUCUCAUAAUGACAUAACAGCUUGUUAUUAUCUUCUGAUGAAGAAGCUCAAUAAGCAAUAUUUCCCAGAUGACAAUGAAAGCCCGAGAACUCUGAAAAAGAAACGGAGAGAAAAUGAAGAACAAAAGUAUGCAGUCUCACUUCUCGAAGAAGCUAGGAGGAAGAGCAGUAACAAGAAUAGGACAUCUAGUUCUAAAGAAAGAAUUUCACAAGUGAAAUAUACAGGCGAUGAACUCAAUAGCACUACUAGAAAAGAUCCAGACGAUUCAAACCUUUCCUCGCCUAGGGAUUCUGGUGUUGAUAAUAAGGUUGAAGUUAGCAGAAGAGUUGACUCGAAUGACACAGAAACUCGAAGUAACUACAAUAAGAAUAAAGAGAGAUCUGCAACCCAAUAUCGGAAGAGAAGCAACGACCAGAGUGACAAAUUAUCCCUCAACGAUCGUCUUUGUAAUUCAAAUGUAAAUAAAAGAGGAAGGAAGGACUCACAAGAAGUCUAUAAGCCAAAGCCUGAGAAAACUAGAGUUAGUUAUAAUGAGUGGAGCAGCAAAGGAAAUGUAAUUGCUACAUCUCCAAAUAAAUUUCCUACCAAUAAAGAUCAAUCAGAGUAUAAUUAUUAUGAAAAACUCGGAGGAAAUGCUGGGCCAGAACUGAAUAAUGCCCAAAAUUUGAAACUUUCAGAUUAUUUAAAAAUAUCUGAACCUAAAGAAGAUGAUAUCCAAAAUGAAGUCUUUAUGGGAAACCAGAUUCUCCCUGAUGAUAGUCAGAAAUAUGGAUCGAAUAUCUCAUUUGAAAGCCUAUCUGCUGUAGCCAAGAUAUUUAGUAACAAUUUUAAAGUAGAAAGAGACCUUGAAUUUGAUCUUGACGAUGAUAAGAUAAAUAGAACGAAUAUCGAGGAAGUCACUGAAGAAGAAAUUCUUAGCACAGCUGAGAAGGAUACUCAUAAAGAGCAUUAUCAAGCCCAGAAGGAAAAUAUGCAAAGUAAUAUCUUACUGAUCAAUGCCAUAAAAUAAUGCUGCUAAAAAGAAGGCUGUGCACCAGAAUUCAGAUGCGAUUUCGAACUCGGUUAUCAUAGAGAAUGAUAAAAUCAAAUACAAUAAAUCUAAGAGAUCAAAAUAUCCUCGAAUGAAUGUUUCUAAUAGAAAAUUUACUAUAAAAGGUAAAAAGGAUCCAGAAUCACAACUUCUGUACAAUGAAGAUUAUAAGGACUACAUUCCUAAGAAAAGAAACACUACCUCAAGCAAAAGAGGUAAUAGUGGAAGCCGAAGGAGCAAGAAGAAUCUCAAACAUGAUGGCAAGGUUAGUAAUAGGAAGACAAACCUUCUGUGACAUGGUUAUAAGGGGUCUCAUAAGAGGUCUCAAUCUUUGAACAAGUCAAAUACUGAUUCAAGGUAUAAGAGUGUUCCUCAUAGUAGUUAUCAAAAUGAUAAUGAGAAAUUCAGGAAGAUUUUUGCAAAAACCAAAUUCAAUACUAUUGUAAAUAACAGAACUCCUCAAAUCAGUCGAGGAAAGAACAAACAUAAUGACCCUAAACUUGAGUUGAGUCUUAGAAAUGCGAAGAAGAAUCUUCACAACUACUUUAGAGAGAGUAAUAACUUUGCAUCUCUUACAGGAAGGGAGAAAGGCAAAGCAUUGGCUAAAAAGGGGAAUAAGAAGAAUGAAUCGAUUAAGAAAACAAAAAUAAAAGGAAAUAAAACAAAAGACAGACAUGGAAGGUUCAUAUCUCCUGCUUUUAAAUGAGGUCGUAGCCACUCGAGAAAAGUUGAUAAUAAUCCUCCUGGAAAAGGAAAUUUCAUGGCUCUCAAUAAAAUUCAAAAUUUACUUACAAAUAUACGGACCUCAAGGUCUAACAAAGUGUCUAAGGCUGGUACAGAAAGUGGAAAGAAGUCUAGUGCUUACAGGAAUGAUGCCACUGGAUAUAAAUCGACUUUAGAACCAAAGGCUAACAAAUACAAGCAUUAUAACAACCUGAACACGAUAAAUCACAAUGAUUUUUAUGAUGGAAUUAACUCUUCAACAAAAUAACCACAAGAAGAACAAAGCUCUGAAGUAUUUCAAUGGGCCAGGAAGACAGGUAUUCCAUCAAUUGUGAAAUAAGAUGAGAAAGUAUGAGAACUUGAAAUCUCUCUAUGCCUCUAGUGAGACUAUCAAGACCUCUCUAAAUACAUCUUCGCUUGGCAAGAGCAAAAUUUAUAACUCAAAAAGUAAAAAUGAGAAAAAGGCUAAAACCUCUUUGAAUAAUGAUAGAAUGAUGAAGAAGUAUCAGAAAGAGAUCACCUUGAUAGCAAAGAGGAAGAGGGAGUACGCUCUAGCACAAGCAAAGGCUAAUAAUCACACUAAUAAUGUAAAUACAACAGCUUCUACCAUUUUGAUGAGCCUUGCUGGAGCUAAUGCUAAUAAUUUGAGCAUUACCGAAUAUCCUGGAUUCAAUGAAUCUCUUGCAUCUCUGAAUCAUGAUUUUGGAAAAGUCAGGAUUGGUGAAUAUGUCCCACAAAACAUCUCUCACAAGAAUAUGAGCAAAAUGAAAGUAGGACGGAACAGCACUAAGAAAUUCCUCAGAGGGGUUCAUACAGAAAUUAGGAAAAAGCAGAGCGGAAGUGUGGAUAGGCGCAAGUCCCACGACCAGAGAAGGGCAUCUGGCUCUCGCAAAAGAUCUGAAGAAAAUCGUAGGAAGAGCAAUAAUAAAUGAAAAAGAGGUAUUAUUGAGAAGAACCAGCUUGGUAAGAGGAAGAUAAUAGCUACAGAAAUAUUUUAA
Moneuplotes crassus is the source of this 3714-nucleotide messenger RNA. The record is from the annotation of a GenBank genome assembly. NCBI's taxonomy places the organism in Eukaryota, Ciliophora, Spirotrichea, Euplotida, Euplotidae.